Messenger RNA from Lineus longissimus, 1998 nucleotides. RefSeq names its product galactose-1-phosphate uridylyltransferase-like. NCBI's taxonomy places the organism in Eukaryota, Metazoa, Nemertea, Pilidiophora, Heteronemertea, Lineidae. Bases 80 to 1141 code for a protein of 353 amino acids. Gene Ontology annotation, cellular component: cytoplasm. The transcript has 8 exons. Gene Ontology annotation, biological process: beta-D-galactose catabolic process via UDP-galactose, Leloir pathway. The record is from RefSeq and is a predicted model, not a curated record. Gene Ontology annotation, molecular function: zinc ion binding; UDP-glucose:hexose-1-phosphate uridylyltransferase activity.
AAAAAAAUAGAAGCUGUCUGCUCGUCUGCUCGUGGAACAUAAAUAAAGCAUUAUUUUCAACGGUUUUCCAUCAUCUAACAUGUCUUUUGACCCAAAAGAACAUCAGCACAGGAGAUAUAACCCGCUGAAAGAUGAAUGGGUCCUAGUGUCUCCGCAUCGCACUAAGAGGCCCUGGCAAGGAAAGAUGGAGAAGCCCCCUGGUGGUGACAUUCCAAGGUUCGAUCCAAAGAAUCCUCUUUGCCCUGGAAGCACAAGGCCUAACGGAAAUGUUAAUCCAAACUAUGAGAGUACCUUCUUGUUCACAAAUGAUUUCCCAGCUCUUAUGGAAGGCUGUCCCGAACCAGAACCCAGUAACAAUCCACUAUUCCAAUCAGCUGCUGCCUCUGGGACUUGUCAAGUGAUGUGCUUCCAUCCGCAUUCUGAUGUGACCCUCCCCCUGAUGUCAUUGCCUGAGAUCAAGACGGUUAUUGAUGGUUGGAUCGAUAUCAUGGAGGAUUUGGGAAAGAAGCAAACAUGGGUUCAGAUUUUCGAAAACCGAGGUGAUGUCAUGGGCUGCUCCAAUGCACACCCACAUUGCCAGGUCUGGGCCUGUGGAUAUCUGCCAAAGAUGCCUUCCAUUGAAGACAAAACGCAAAGAGAAUACUAUGAAAAAUAUAAAAAACCAAUGCUGUUGGAUUAUGUGCAACAAGAAAUGGCCAAUAAAGAACGAAUAGUUGUCUCAAAUGACCAUUGGUUGUGCGUUGUCCCAUACUGGGCUCUCUGGCCGUAUGAAACCAUCUUACUCCCGAAACGUCAUGUACUCAGACUCCAAGAACUCACUAGUCAGGAAAAAGAGAGUUUGGCUGAUGUAAUGAAGAGACUGCUGACCAAGUAUGACAAUCUGUUUGAAUCUUCCUUCCCUUAUUCCAUGGGCUGGCACGGAGCCCCGACUGGAGACUUAGGAGAUAAAGACAACAAUCACUGGCAGUUGCAUGCCCAUUACUACCCACCCCUCCUCAGGUCUGCUACCAUCAAGAAGUUCAUGGUGGGGUUUGAAAUGUUCGCAGAGCCUCAGAGAGAUCUUACAGCAGAGCAGGCUGCUGAGAAACUACAAGUGUUGUCUGAAGUCCACUACAAGAACAAACUGGGUGCCUCAAGCUGAUUCAGUUUAAAAAGUACUACAUGUAGUCUAAUUGAUUGGGUCGAAGACAGGCUCUAUUUAUUUUUAAAAAGAGCCUGUCGGCGACCUGUUCAUUGUUUGUGUAAUGUCAGAAGGACCACAAAGGACGGCAUGCAUUCUGUAAUAGGGUCAUAAUAAGUCAGCUUUUCAGUUUCUAUCAUGUAUGAACAAGGUGUUGGGUGGUACCUUCUAUAAUUUAGAAUCGGGAGAGUUCGAGACCAAUUAAUAACAGUUUCCAAUAUAUAAUUACAGUAUCUGUCUACUACAGAACAUAUAUAACUUUAGUGCCCUAAUAAUACUGCAAUAACAAAGUAUAGUCCCCUUAAGUCUCAGACAUCGUUUCUAUUGAAUAGAAUUGACGUUGGCAUCAGGAAUUGCUGGGAAAAAAACUACAUAUCUGUGGUGGUAGCCUCAAAAACCUAUUCAUGUGUUCAGUAGUGACAUCUUUGAUUUUGAAUGGGAACCAAUGACUCACUUACAACUGUGUUUACACAGUAGAUGGGAUUGAGUCCCUCAGUGAAAUGCAAGACGACAAUAGCGUCACACCAAAAAUAUGUUCUGUUGCUUUUUCUGUACAAGACAGUGAAGCAACAUCUUGAGUCAAUGUUUGCAAGUGCUCAGUGUGAAAAACUUUGAACAUUGACAUCUGACAGAAAAAAUGUUCAACAAAAGUGUUUGUUGCAUCCUAAUCAUCAUGUUAGUGAUGUCAUAAGUCCAUUUUCCACUAUUUGAAACAGAGGAUCACUUCGUAUUCUAUCUAAAAAGAUUUAUUCUAGACUAAGUUUUUUUAGGCAAUGCUGGAUGUCUGAGUAUUUUCAGUGUGAGUUUCUAUAACUGGU